Messenger RNA from Camelina sativa (false flax), 831 nucleotides. NCBI's taxonomy places the organism in Eukaryota, Viridiplantae, Streptophyta, Magnoliopsida, Brassicales, Brassicaceae. The record is from RefSeq and is a predicted model, not a curated record.
AUGGCUGCAUACCUAGAUGAGAUUAAGGCUAUUAGUGAUCAGUUAGACUCCAUUGGCUUCCCAGUCUCAGACCAGGAGAAGAUUUAUGGUGCUCUGAGCGGAUUAGGUCCAGAAUAUCAGUCUAUUGACACAUAUGUUGAGAACUCCAUGGAGCAGUUCCCUGGACCAACCUUUGAAGAUGUGGAGUUCAAGCUGAUCAACUUUGAGAACAAGCUUCUCAAAUACUCUGAGACUCCUGCAGUCUCUCCUCAUUUGGCGUUUAACACUGGUCGGCAGUACUCCAACAGAGGUCGUGGUCAGAAUAAUGGUAGAAAUGGAGGUUACAGAGGACGCGGCUCCUACUCCACUCGUGGCCGUGGAUUCCACCAACAGAUCAGCACUUCAAACUCUGGUGCUUCUGACAGACCUACUUGUCAGAUCUGCGGUAAGUAUGGUCACUCUGCAGCAAGGUGCUACAAGCGGUUUGAUCAUGCCUACCAAUCAGAAGAACUUCACAAUGCUUUAGCUGCUAUGCGGAUGACAGAUCAAUCAGGUCCACCCGGUCAUGAGUGGUAUCCAGACUCGGGUGCUACUUCACACAUCACCAACAAUGUCGAAACUCUCCAGUCUGCUCAGCCCUACAACGGUGAUGAUAGAGUGAUGGUAGGUAAUGGAGACUUCCUUCCCAUUACUCAUAUCGGUUCAGUCCCUCUUCAAACUCUGCAAGGUACAUUCUUACCUUUAAAAUAUGAGACAAAACCAGUAAUGCAGAGCAAAACCUCAGUUGGAGAUUGGUUUUGUCUCAUAAGCUUUAGGAAAAUAAUAUAUCAACCUGAGCAAUGUAAGCUUUAG